UCGCUUGGAGAAAUUUCGACCUCAAAAUUUAUUUUCCGGUUAAGAAUUCUUUUGCUUCUUUAUUUCUUUCCUUGCUCUAAAACGCCUCCCUUCCUUUCUGUUCGUGUGCAAUAGCACACCUACCAUUUUCUUGGAUACCCACUUGCACUUUUUUUGAUAUUCUGUCUCGGGUAUCUUUCAGACUCGCACUUUCUUCCAUUGCACCUUAAGGAGCAAGAAAUAGCCAUAUUCCUCAUCUGGGUAUAGGUUAUUUUGUGGGGCUCUUUUAAUCUUGCAAAGAAAAUGUUGGGAGCUUUAUCUGUGGUAGGCUCAUCUGUGGUGGACUCACAUACUAGUCCAUGUUUAUGUUUGGAUGCACUGCCUACAAGUAAUUUGAAUCUCAAGAAUAGUGGAGACUUGCUUUUACAAAGGAAUUCAAUGAAGAGAAAGCAACUGGUAAAGCCAGGGUUAUUGGUGUUAGGGAGUUCUUUUGUGGUUUCAUGGCAUGAUUGGAGGCUCUCAUCGAAAGCGAUUUCAGGUGUUGUUAGUACUAAGAGCUCAAGGAAGCAGAGAAAGGAUCGGAGACGUGUGUUUGUCUGCGAAUUGGGAGGGCAAUAUGAAGAUAGUUUUGUAGAUGUUAAAACGCAAAUACUCAACUAUUUCACGUACAAGGCAGUAAGAACUGUUCUUCACCAGCUCUAUGAGAUGAAUCCAACACAAUAUAGAUGGUUUUAUAAUUUUGUUGCAUCAAAUAAGCCUGGAGAGGGCAGACGUUUCAUCCGUACACUUGUGAAGGAGCACCAGGGCCUUGCUGAGAGAGUGAUGGUAACGCGGCUCCACUUGUAUGGAAAAUGGGUCAAGAAAUGUAAUCACGCUGAAAUAUAUCAAGAAAUCUCUGAUGAGAACUUGGAGUUGAUGCGGGAAAGGCUCAAAGAGACGGUGAUAUGGCCAUCAGAUGACUCAUAACAGGAAGAAGAUAGUUUGAAGAGGAGCAACUGUGAUUUUUCUCUUUCAUUUUCUUUCUACUGUUGGUUUAAGUGUAGAUACAUUAUACAUCUUUUGGUUCAAUGCCAACCAGUUUGGUUCCAAA
Messenger RNA from Hevea brasiliensis (rubber tree), 1069 nucleotides. Its product is annotated as chaperonin-like RbcX protein 2, chloroplastic. Gene Ontology annotation, biological process: ribulose bisphosphate carboxylase complex assembly. The record is from RefSeq and is a predicted model, not a curated record. The transcript is spliced from 5 exons. The coding region runs from base 283 to 945 and encodes 220 amino acids. Gene Ontology annotation, molecular function: protein folding chaperone. NCBI's taxonomy places the organism in Eukaryota, Viridiplantae, Streptophyta, Magnoliopsida, Malpighiales, Euphorbiaceae.